AUGAGUAAGCAGCCACACUUGGGUAUACUAUGCGUGGAUGUUAGCGAACUGCUGAGGGUAAGUGCGCGCCGGAAGGUGACGCGGCGUGAUAACAUGCUGCUCUACAAAGGCUCAUACCUCAUCACGGACCCUGUGCCCUGGACGCCGCGGUCGACCUCCACACGUAGCCAGUCCAACUCUCCGGCCCAUGGGAGCUCCGUCAGUAGCUCAAGGACAAGGAAGAGCAGAAAAUAUCGGUGCAGUCACCGCAGUAGGGCGAGAAGGAGCGGCAGCAAGAAUAGGAAAGAAAAAGACCACCUUAACGACGAUUUUUUGGAGGAGGGAGUACCAAUUAAAACUGACGCCGCUCCCGCUCAGGGCCGAAGGGGUGAAAUCAGCGUUGCUGGUAGCUGCAGUAGUGGGGUGAAUGUUAGGAGACGGAAGUUGCCCGUGAAAAGACUGGCUGGUGGUGCUCAUGGUGCCAUCUCCCCCGUGUCCGCGUGGGUCGACGGUCGGCAGCUAUCGCCAUUGUCGGGUGACCCUAAUGACAGCGUCUCGGGGUCUUCUUCCACAAUGCCUCCGGCUUUGCUGCUGGAGGAACAGCGGCUGAGGCAACAAGAUCCCCGGGAGAGGGCAGAGACGCCAUCACCACGGCCGCCCUCAUCACAAAAAGAAGAGGAGAAGCAACAUCGGUUUCCUGAUGUUUCGUCAACGCUGUCGGAGUUUGCCAGAGAGAAGCUGAACUUUCUUAUGAAAUCCCCUCCGGGGCGCACUUUUGACAAUGCACCGGCACCCCGCAAACUGUCGCUGAGCGUCGAAAUGAUCAGCGAUCGCAACUACCAGGACAAGAGUGGAGCCGUAGAAGAUGGCUCGGAACAUGUUUCUCUGGCAAUGGUGGGCACAUUGGGCGCCGCAGCUGUCGCUCCUACUCCCGAUCCAUGGGGAGCACCACCUCCGCCGCGCGCAAAAUCAAACAUGCGUCAGCUGAAAAAUUUUACAGAAUCAGGUGCUCAUUCUUGUUUAAUGCGUGACGCUCGCGGAGUGGAACGAGUGAUGAUUUUGGGUGCCGUACCAAUGCUGCCGAGGCCCGUUGCGAAUUUGCCUUUUGCAGCACGUGGACGGGCGCCAGGGGUGGCAUUGCCGCCUGUAUUUAGACGGGCUGCGCGUGUCGUGGCAACUCCCACGAAGAGGCCGAAACGUUUCUGA
Molecule: messenger RNA, 1185 nt
Organism: Trypanosoma cruzi
Lineage: Eukaryota; Euglenozoa; Kinetoplastea; Trypanosomatida; Trypanosomatidae
Exons: 1
Coding region: 1-1185 (394 amino acids)
Source: RefSeq, a predicted model, not a curated record